AUGUUUACCAGAUCGAUCUUACAGAGAGUCACCAAGACCCCGGCCCAACAAUUGACCUCGUCAAUAAUCCCAAAGAGAUCAUUCCAAAUGUCAUCUAAAUUGAUGAGCGAGAUGGAUAAGAUUUGGGGUCAUCCAGAAGAAGGUGUUUACUCAAACUUGCCAUUCAAGGUCAAGAACAGAAAGUUCAUUCCAUUUUCAGUAUGGUAUUGGGGUGUCAUGGGAUUCUUUUUCGCUUUCCCUUUCUUGAGUUCAACUUGGCAAAUUUACAAAUCUGGUGGUUUUGCUAAACAGGCCGAGUAA
Lodderomyces theae is the source of this 300-nucleotide messenger RNA. It is a transcript of the gene COX8, whose product is annotated as cytochrome c oxidase subunit VIII. The transcript has a single exon. NCBI's taxonomy places the organism in Eukaryota, Fungi, Ascomycota, Pichiomycetes, Serinales, Debaryomycetaceae. Gene Ontology annotation, biological process: mitochondrial electron transport, cytochrome c to oxygen. Bases 1 to 300 code for a protein of 99 amino acids. The record is from RefSeq and is a predicted model, not a curated record.